Messenger RNA from Pecten maximus, 630 nucleotides. RefSeq lists its product as uncharacterized. Gene Ontology annotation, molecular function: zinc ion binding; nucleic acid binding. The record is from RefSeq and is a predicted model, not a curated record. The transcript has a single exon. Bases 1 to 630 code for a protein of 209 amino acids. Lineage: Eukaryota; Metazoa; Mollusca; Bivalvia; Pectinida; Pectinidae.
AUGAAUGUCGGCAUGGGACGGGAAUGUUCUUUCCGUACAAUUAUGAAGAAAUUGGAGGGACGUUUUGGUGCUAAGGAAUUACCCGAGACGUCGACGGUCAAAUUCCAACAGGCCACUCAGAAGAAUGACGAGUCACUCGAUGACUGGGCCGAUAGAGUUAUGACCCUCGCCACACCCGCAUUUCGUCACCUACCGGAGAAACAUGCCCGUUCCGAGGCCAUUUCCAGAUUUUGCCAAGGGAGCACUGACAAAGACGCAGGGAAACAUGUGUUUCUCAGCAGACCACGGUCCAUGGAAGGAGCUCUGAACCUGAUGAAACAAUAUCAGUAUGUUAGCCAGGCCGUGGAUGGAAAGAAGAAAAAAGGAAGGGAGGAAACCUCAGUCAAUGCAGUGAAGUCUUCUCAAGAUGAGAUUAAAGCUCUAAUUGAGAAGGAGGUCAACAAACUUGCAGCUAAACUGGGGAAGACCAAUCUACAGGCUCAAGGACAGUCUGGUUCCAACGAAAUAACCUGCUUCUUUUGUAAAGGAGCAGGCCAUAUGAAAAAAGACUGCCGCCGCUACAAAAAGUGGUGUGAGAAGAACCCAGACAAGGUCAAGAAGGCAAAGAACUCUACCGAUUCUUUAAACUAG